CUCAUUCGUCUCGGAUCUGCUGGCCAGCGGUUUGGGAGCCCACAGGUUUGCUCCGAAAGUAAAGGAUGCGCACCUGGGCUGGACCACAGUUCUCUGCACUCUCCCAAGAGCCACAGAAAAUGAACACACCUCAGGUAUCAGUGUCAUUCAAGGACAUAACUGUGGAGUUCACCCAGGAGGAAUGGCGGCAAAUGGACUCUGCUCAGAGGACCCUGUACAGAGAUGUGAUGCUGGAGAACUACAGCCACCUGGUCUCAGUGGGGUACUGCUUUACAAAACCAGAACUGAUCUUCACAUUGGAGCAAGGAGAAGAUCCAUGGUUAUUUAAGAAAGAAUUUCUAAGAAAAGGCUUCCCAGAAGAAUACCAACCUAAUCAACUCUCAGAGAAGAGCCUAGAAAACCAAAGCAAAUAUUUGUGGCAAGUUUUAUUCACCAACAGAUCAUUGACUACAGAGGAAGAGUUUUCAGGAAAACCAUGUAAUCUGGACAUAAACAAUUUAACUUCAAGAACAAUGCCCUUUAAAUUUGACAGUACAGGACCUGCUUACCUACAUCUCAGCUCAGUGGCUCCACAUUGUCAGUAUUCAAGAAAGAAGGCUCAUGAGCUUAAUGUAUGUGAGAAAUGGCUCCUCAGUAUUAAAGAGGGAAGAACUAAUACUGGAGAGAAGUCUUUUGUUUGUAGUAAAAACGUGAAAGCCUUUAGUCAUAAAGAGAAGGUUACUCAGUAUCAGACAAUUCAGACUUUGCAGGAAGCUUCUGAAUACAAUGAAUGUGGAAAAGCUUCCCUUGAAAAGACUGUCCUCAUUACAUCUAAGAGUACCCACCCAAAAGUGAAAUCUUAUAAAUUUAAUAAAUUUGGGGGAAAACAAUGUGAUAAGUCAACUUUUAUGGUCUCUCAUAGCAAUAAUCCAGAGGAGAAGAGUCAUUAUGAGCUUAAUGAAUAUGAAUGUACUGAAAACAGAAAUAAUUUCAGUAGGGUCACUCAGAAAACUGACACAGAAGGGAAAUCUUUCAACCAAAAAUCACAAAUUAGAGAACAUCAGAAAAUUCACAUAGGAGUGAAACCCUUUGAAUAUGGAAAGAAUUUCAACCAUAAUUCAGCCCUCCCAGUGCAUCAGAGAACUCACACAACAGACAGAUCUGAUUAUGACACAUGUACAGAGACAUUAGUUUGUCAGUCAGCUUUCAACAUACAUCAGAGAACUCCUAUAACAGAGAAACCAUAUGAAUGUAAUGAAUGUGGAAACUCCUGCUCUAUGAAUUCAUUUUUGAUUCAGUCUCUAGCAAGUCACACAGGGGAGAAACCCUAUGAAUGUCACACAUGUGGGAAAGCUUUCAGUGAGAAGUCACGCCUAAGAAAACAUCAGAGAACUCACACAGGAGAGAAACCAUAUAAAUGUGAUGGUUGUGAGAAGGCUUUCAGUGCAAAGUCAGGCCUAAGAAUACAUCAGAGAACUCACACAGGGGAGAAACCUUAUGAAUGUAAUGAAUGUGGGAAAUCUUUCAACUAUAAGUCAAUCCUCAUAGUACAUCAGAGAACUCACACAGGGGAGAAACCUUUUGAAUGUAAUGAAUGUGGAAAAUCUUUCAGCCACAUGUCAGGCCUAAGGAAUCAUCGGAGAACUCACACAGGGGAAAGACCUUAUAAAUGUGAUGAAUGUGGGAAGGCUUUCAAACUGAAGUCAGGUCUAAGAAAACAUCACAGAACUCACACAGGAGAGAAGCCCUAUAAAUGCAAUCAAUGUGGGAAAGCUUUUGGUCAAAAAUCACAACUCAGAGGACAUCAUAGAAUUCACACAGGGGAGAAACCCUACAAAUGUAAUCAUUGUGGGGAAGCUUUCAGCCAGAAAUCAAACCUCAGAGUGCAUCACAGAACUCACACUGGGGAGAAACCCUAUAAAUGUGAUGAGUGUGGAAAAACUUUCAGGCAGAAAUCAAAUCUCAGAGGACAUCAGAGAACUCACACAGGGGAGAAACCCUAUGAAUGUAAUGAGUGUGGAAAAGCUUUCAGUGAGAAAUCGGUCCUAAGAAAACAUCAGAGAACUCACACAGGGGAAAAACCCUAUAAUUGUAAUCACUGUGGAGAAGCUUUCAGCCAGAAGUCAAACCUCAGAGUCCAUCAGAGAACUCACACAGGGGAGAAACCCUAUAAAUGUGAUAAAUGUGGGAAAACUUUCAGCCAGAAAUCAAGCCUUAGAGAACAUCAGAAAGCCCACACAGGGAGUUAAACAUAUGAAUGUUAAGAAUAUGGAAAAACUUUGAGCCAGAAAUCAAAUCUCACAAUACAAAAGAGAAAGAAUCCUAUGAAUACAAUCAACACUUGCAAGUUCCUCUGUAAGAUACCAACCUUCACAAACAUCAGAGAACUUAACAGGACAGAAAUUCUUGGAAUAUAUUUUCUAUGGGCAGUCUUUCACCCAGAGUGCAGUCCUCAUUAUGGAUCAGAGAACUCAGCCAGCAAAGAAAAUGUAAAGAUAAUGAAUGUGAAAAAUACUCUGUACUCAAUCCUCAGAAAAAUCACACUGCAGAAAAGCUCUGGGAAUGUAUAUCCGAUCCAUACACAAAUUUCCCCAGUUGUUCCCAAACGUCUUUUUGUUUUCUCCAACCAGGAUCUGAUCCAGGACCACACUGUAUUUGAUGUCACCCCCAUUUACCGGCUUCCGUCCUCCCUGGCUGUGGGGAUGCGCCGGGUUUGCCCUCAGGUGAGAGAGGCCAACUCCGCACGCCGGGAGGGAGAGGGGCGGGCUCGUGCCCAGAGGAAGGGACCACGACGUCUCGGGAACUCCCCGUUCACCCCAAGUGCCGACCCCGGCAGGAACACUGGGGUGCGGGAGCUGACUGCAGCGGGAGCGGGGAAGAUCCAGGCCGGCGGCGGGAGGGUAAUGCGCGUUUCCGUAUUGGAUACUGACCAUGAGCCCGGCACAAAGCGCGCCCUGGCGUUGGACUUGGAACUUGCAGAAGCUUAUCCUUCACAGUUGUCCGUACUCUCCCAACAACAGCAGAAAAUGGACACAACUCAGGCAUCAGUGUCAUUCAAGGACGUGACUGUGGAGUUCACCCAGGAGGAGUGGCAGCAAAUAGGUCCAAUUCAGAGGACCCUGUAUAGAGAUGUGAUGCUGGAGAACUACAACAACCUGGUCUCAGUGGGGAACUGCAUUUUCAAACCAGCAGUAAUCUUCAAAUUGGAGCAAGGAGAGGAGCCUUGGUUCUUAGAAGAAGAAUUCUUAAACCAGAGCCACCAAGAAGAUUACAGAGAUGAUUACCUGAUCAAGAGGAACAAGAAAAUCAAAGACAACUACUUUCAGGAAGUAAUAUCCAUUGAUAAUAAACUAUUGACUGGAGAGGAAGAGGAAAUUUUGGGAAAACAGUUUAAUCUGCACAUAGCUCCUGUUUCAACAAAAAUGUCCUGUAAAUAUGACUCAUGGGGAGUAAAUUUGCAAAAUAUUUCCCAAUUUAUCAUUAAUAAUAGAAACUAUUCAACAAAAAAACCAGAUUGCUGUAGUGUAUGUGAAAAUUUGUCUUUCAAAAUUAAGUUUGAGAGAAAUCACACUGGAGAGAAGUUAUAUGAAUAUAAUAGAAGUGGGGAAGCUUUCAGUUAUAAGGAAAAUCCUCCUGAGAGUCAAAAGUGUCAAACGUUGGAGCAAGCUUUUAAAUAUAAUGAAAUUGGAAAAACCAUCUAUGAUGAGGCUGCCUGUGUUACACAUAAGAAUAUUCACACAGGAGAAAAAUCCUAUAAAAAUGAUGGAUUUAGGGGAAAAAAUGAAAAAACAACUGUCUUUAAGUAUAAAACAACUGGGACAGGGGAGAAAUACCCUCAUCUUAACCAAUGUGGGAAAUCCUUCUGUGAGAAGUCAGCUCUCAAGGAAUACAAUAAAUUCAACAUGGCUGUGAAACAUGAAUGUAAUGCAAGUGGGAAUAAUUUCUACAGGAAGUCAUACUUCACUCAACCUCAGAUACCUGUCACAGAAGAGAACUCAUUAGUAUGUAAUGACAGAAGACAAACUGGGGAUAAAUCCUUUGAAUAUCAUGAAGAUAGGAAAUCCUACCACAUAUCAGCCCACAAGGUACGACAGCGAAGUCACUCUGAAGUAAAACCCUAUAAGUGUAAUGAAUGUGGUAAAUCUUUCUUUCAAAAAGGACAUCUCAUUCAACAUCAGAGAACUCACACAGGAGAGAAACCAUUUGAAUGUAAUGAAUGUGGAAAAACCUUCUCCCAGAAGUCACACCUCAGUACACAUCAGAGAAUUCACAGAGCAGAAAAACCCUAUAAGUGUAAUGAAUGUGGGAAAACAUUUGUCCAGAAGUCAACCCUCAGGGGACAUCAGAGAAUUCAUACAGGAGAGAAGCCUUACAAAUGUAGUGAAUGUGGGAAAACUUUUGUUCAAAAGUCAACCCUCAGAGAUCAUCACAGAAUUCACACAGGAGAGAAAUCCUUUCAGUGUAAUGAAUGUGGGAAAACUUUUGGUCAGAAGUCAAACCUCAGAAUACAUCAGAGAACACAUAGUGGUGAGAAAACAUAUCAGUGUAACGAAUGUGAAAAAUCGUUCUGGCGAAAAGACCAUCUCAUUCAACAUCAAAAAACACACACAGGAGAGAAACCUUUUAAAUGUAAUGAAUGUGGGAAAACUUUUGCCCGGACAUCAACCCUUAGAGUGCAUCAAAGAAUUCAUACUGGGGAGAAACCAUUUAAAUGUAACGAAUGUGGGAAAAAAUUUGUCCGGAAGGCAAUCCUUAAUGAUCAUCAGAGAAUUCAUACAGGAGAGAAACCUUUUCAGUGUAAUAAAUGUGGGAAACCUUUUGGCCAGAAAUCAAACCUCAGAAUACAUCAGAGAAUUCACAGUGGUGAAAUCUUAUAAAUGUAAUGAAUUUGGA
This is a messenger RNA of Lynx canadensis (Canada lynx), 4872 nucleotides long. RefSeq names its product zinc finger protein 782 (gene ZNF782). The record is from RefSeq and is a predicted model, not a curated record. The transcript is spliced from 13 exons. Gene Ontology annotation, molecular function: DNA-binding transcription repressor activity, RNA polymerase II-specific. NCBI's taxonomy places the organism in Eukaryota, Metazoa, Chordata, Mammalia, Carnivora, Felidae. Gene Ontology annotation, biological process: negative regulation of transcription by RNA polymerase II.